Molecule: messenger RNA, 7367 nt
Organism: Nothobranchius furzeri (turquoise killifish)
Lineage: Eukaryota; Metazoa; Chordata; Actinopteri; Cyprinodontiformes; Nothobranchiidae
Source: RefSeq, a predicted model, not a curated record
AAGGGCAGUCACACCACAAGUGUUCUCUGCGGCUGCCUUCACUUCAGGUCCAGACAUCGACUGACACACUUCAGAUCUCUCUUUCUUUCUGACACUUGGCCUUCACUUGUGCAGGAAGCUUUUCUUCGGUUGCCUUUAGAUCAAACUUCUCUACUCUCUCUACUGCUGUUUGUCAAGCCACAACUCUGGUUCUGGGUUGGUGAAAACCAGUAGUUCACUAAGUGUUUUUUAGAUUACAGUACUGCCGGAGUAUUCUGAACAAAAGCCUGCGUCGAAGAUUUGUAGAAUAUACAGUUUGAUUAGAUUUUCAUAGAAAAGAAACACAAAGCUUAGACCCAUACACCAUUUUUUUUCUUCUCUUAUCCAGGGCUACCUCCAGUUAUGCCUACAGUAAGAGGGGAAAGUCCACCUCUAAUUAGGCAUCAUUUAUCUCAUCAAAAGCGUCCUGAUGACUUCUGUUGGAAAUUUACAGAGACAAUGUUGAUUAGUCUUCUCCAUCACUUUUCUGCAAUAGAAAAUAAGGAAAACCUUUCAGACAGAGAAAAACGUUUUAUCAAUCAGAUUGUUUUUCAUGCAAUACAAAAAGCAAGCAAAACCAAUCCACUACUUCUGACUUCAACGCUUGAUAAAUAUAGUUACCGUUAUUUGUUUUUAGAAGUGCAGAAAGAAAUACCUUGUGCAAAGCUUAGAAAUGUGGUUCGUUUAAAUGAUAAAGUCACAGCAGAACAAAUUGAGGUCCUAUUAGCUAGUCAUUUAUUAAAAAUGACAGAGUUUAGAAAAAAGCAUUUGGAAAUUAUUUCAAGAGUGGCAAUUUUCGUUUUAAUCGCGGCCGGUUUAAUCAUAAUGUUUUUGUGCUUUAUUCCUAAGAAUCUCAUUUCACUUUGAUCUCAUGCCAGUUUCUCACCCCUUCAUGUAAGAAGCUGUAUAAAAAUUCGAACAACAGCUCAUAGUCGAAUCUCCUCAAACAGAGAAACACAGAGCGACAAGCUAUAUUUUUGUGCUUGAAUACAACCUUGCCAACAGAUGACUAUUAGGGUCAAAAACCCCUGAGAGGGCAAAUUUUUUAACAAGUAAUUCAUCAGAUAGUUCAACCUUCAGCAAACUAACAAGCACAUCAGACUCCCUUUCAUCAAUGGCAACAAGUAAAGAGGUAAAUGUGUAAAACAAUGUUUAUAAAUGGUGAAGAUUUUGUAACUGCUUUUUACAAAUCAGUAAAUGGUUUUCGUCCUCAUAGGCUCACGCAAAAGGAAACAUGGCGUCACCCAGAGGCUUAGGCUACUUUCACACUGCAGGCCUUAAUGCGCUAUUCCGAUUUUUUGAGUAAAUCUGAUUUUUUUGUGUGGCCGUUCACACUAUGACUGAAAUAAGACAUCAAACGCUCUCCAGUGUGAACGGUUCAUGACCCCAAAGCAAGUCACGUGUGCAGAAGACAAGAAGUUUAUCCACAAGAGGAUCACACCUGUUAAUUCUUCCGUUUUGGGCAGGAAACUGUUUCAACCGUGAGCUGACCUCAAGUUUAACCAGUGCUAAAGAAGUCACCGAAUCCCCUGAAAGGGCACCCUAACAUCACCAAAAGAUUUAUUUUCCAUUUUUUUUACUUAUAAGACUCAAACGGCAGCCUGCACCCCCACAAAUGUCACAUGAAAACAACCAGCUCGGCCGUGAGAAGUGCAUUUUAUCACUCCCAAAUCAUCACUGAUGUGUUUGUUCACGCUACGUGUUCACGCUACGCUUCCAAAACACAUCGUCUAGACUACUGCAAGUCCCUUCGAUGAAAUGAAACGUCACGGACGCCAUCGUCACUCCAAGGUUUAUUUAAUUUUGUCUUUACUUAGUUAUGAGGCUCGAACAGCAGCAUGCACCCCUACAAAUUAUAUAUCAGAACAGGCUUGUUUUUGGUGUGGUCACAACACGGUUUAGUUAGUUAGUGAGUGAGUGAGUGAGUGAGUGAGUGAGUGAGUGAGUGAGUGAGUGAGUGAGUGAGUUAGUUAGUUAGUUAGUUAGUUAGUUAGUUAGUUAGUUAGUUGUUAGUUAAAUCUACUUUAUUUGUAAAUCGCGCCUUACAGGCAAAAAGAUGCCACCAAGGCGCUACACUGAUCAAGUAAAAAACAUAAAACAUUAAGUCCAGAAAAUAAAAACAUUGUAUCACAAGAUACAGAUAAAAAUACAGUGAGUGCACAAAUCGCUAUAAGUAAAACAAUAAAACUAGUUAGAAAGGUUAAAAGACAGAUCAUAAAAGUAGGUUUUUAGCCUUGCCUUAAAAACCGCCACAGAGGCCUUAUGUAAAGAGGAAGCUUGUUCCAAAGCUUAGGACCUGCCACAGCAAAGGCCCUAUCACCACGUGUCUUUAGUUAGUUAGUUAGUUAGUUAGUUAGUUAGUUAGUUAGUUAGUUAGUUAGUUAGUUAGCCAGCCAGCCAGCCACCGAUAUAGUGGAUGACUGCAAGUAUGACUUGGACAUGCCCCAGAAGCGAGGGAACGCUAUCAUUACGUUUCAAGUCUACAUUUUACACGCUACGCUUCCAAAACACGUAUAGAUCGUGCCAGACAGCAAUUCAAGCACAAAGCAGUGUGAAACACAUCCAGAAGCUUUCAAAAUGAAAGUAACAUGCAAGUAAACAUAGAGGUCAUUUACACAGGAAGUUUACCGCUCUUCGCUGGCCCCUUUUAUAAAGAGCUAGUCACUAAUCUGGGUGUAUCAUUCAUCCAUUCACACACACACACAUUCACAUAGUGAAGUGGAUAUCCAAAGAUCUAUCUAAAGAAAAUUAAGCUCAAAGAAGCAUGUGAAUCAGUAGCAGACAAAAACAAUGCUGUCUAAAAUUCCGCCCAGGUGGUGAUGUCACAAAGCCACUGGGCGGAAUUUUAGCCUGCAUUCCGCUGUGCCCCCUCAGGCUCUGAGGGGUAAAGAAGAAGAUGGAGGAUCAACACCUAUGUGUUGUAGUGGGAUCUAUUACUGCAACACAUUCUCCCACCUGUUCAUCCUGUUUGCUAGCACUACAUAAGCUAUUCAUGUCUGGUGUAAUGCUAGCAGCCAGUGCUGCAUGCUGCUGUGUUAAUAUAGAUUAUAAUUUAGUGUAAUGUGUCACAUGGGCAGGUUUUCCUCUACAUGUAAAUGAUUGUGGCGGUGCACCAGAGCUAAAAACAAUCUGCCACACCUUCACAAUUACGUGUUUUCCUAUAUGUUAAAACAAUGUAAAACAUAGGUCACAACAGAGUGCUACGACACCCGGCACGCCUCCUCACAAUGUGUGUUUCGAGACUCGGUCCUGCAUGUGAAAAAAAAUAAAGUUGUGUGUCAUGUCCGCAUUCCUAAGGCAGUGUGGAAGGAACGAGGCCAGGCUGGGGCGGACAGAGUGGAGUCGAUGCUAGUGUCUGUUUGUGUUGCAGGUGGGCGUGGCACAAGCUCCAUCUGAUCCUGAUUCCGCUAAUCAGAGGGCCAGGGGAUUUCAGGAGCGGUGUGACACAACUCCAGCGCCGGUUGAUACUCUCACCAGGUAUCGCGCCUCACAUCCUCUAACCACGUCUGGAGUUGUUUUCCUCGUCCCGUCGCUCAGGAUCAUCUGGCCUCCACUCUCCAUCGCUCUGCCUGCCAACCUACACCCUGGACUCACACAACCUUCUCCUGCCCACCUCCUCUACAACCAUCGGACCUGCCGCCUCUCCUCCACUGAACUUCACCCAGUCCACCACCGCUAAGAACUGGUUUAAGACGUAAGAGCAAUUCAAACACCAAACGUAUAAUUCUCUUGGUCCUCUGGUUCCGCCUCGUAUUCACGAUUGUUUAUUCUUUUGUUUUGAUUUCCGGUCCGUUCCUGUUCCUGCUUUUCUGGAGCAGCCCCCUUAGUUUUUCCUUAGCUUCAUUUAAUAAAAUAUUUUACUCUGUUUACUUGCCUGGUUUUCAUGUCCUGAGUUAAGCACCUAGCCCACAACAUGACAGCCUCGUUGUAGGUCUUUAAAAAAUAUGUAAUCCUGAUUUAUUCACAUUUGACAUUAAUGAUAAAUGAUGUUCAAAUGUUUGCGAGGAACAAAAUGUAAAUGUCUCUCAACAUUUUCACGGAUAGACUAAUGAAAUUGGUGGAAAGCUCCAUGUAAAAUAACAGCGCACCUUGGUUGGAUAGCGAGUGGAGAUCUCUGAUGCUUCUAAGGGACAACGCUAAAGCCAUUGCUCAAAACUCAGGGUGUUCUGUAGACAGGAACACUUACUGUUCAUUGAGAAAUAAGGUCAGACCAAGAAAAAGAGAAAUGAGAUCACAAAACUAAAUCGCAGCAAAAAGAUUAUUUUAAAGAUAAAUCCAUAACUCUAAUUAUAGUAAAAACUGUGGGAAAAUAUUGAACAUGCAAAAGGCCAAAUCAUCUCCAAAAUGUGUGGAAAAUGAGGGACAAUUUAUUACUAGACCACAUGAUAAUGCUAAUUAUUUUCACAAUUUUUUCACAAAAAAACUCAACAAUUAAGAUCCCACAUGGAAAUGACUGUCAGUGACUCGUGUAAACCAUAAUAUAAUGUAAGGGGAAAAACUGUCAAUUUAAAGAGCAAGUCACCCCCAAAUCAACGUUUUAUUUAUCUGUCAAAUAGGUCUGUAGUUUUUUUCUAUGGCAGCCUGUCUGAUAGUAUUGCAACAUCAUCUGGUCUAUCACAAGGCCACUUUUAUUUUCAAUAUGUAUAAAUGAUCUUCCAUAUGCUGAUGAAAACGCUGGUGUGGUCAUGUAUGCUGAUGACGUCACUCUCUUCAUUGCUGCGUCAAUAAUACCUGAACUGAAUGAGUGUCUACAGCUAAACACAGCAGAGGACUGGGUGAAGAUGACUACCUCACUAAAUCUGCACAUUGAGGGGGUGGAGCAGGUCACCAAGUGUUGGGCGUUAGAUUAGAGAACUUAUAGUCCUGGUCGGAUCACCACGCAGUCAGUAUGAUGGGCCGUAUCUGCAUAUUGUUCACCCACUGUUUUGAUAAAUGUUGUUCAAAGUCUUGUUUUAUCUCAUUUACAGUAUUGUACAGUAGUUUGGUUCAGUGCAGCCCAGGAGCAUCUAAUAAAACCACAAAUGGCUCAGAACAGAGCAGCCAGAGUGGUUUUGAACUGUCCUCUUCGAACUAAUGUGCACGAGAUGCAUCUCUAAUUGUCAUGGUUAACUGUGGAGGCAAAAGCAGAAUACAGCCUUCUGAUGUUUAUGCAAAAAGUUACGACUAAUAUAACUACAUCAUUUUUAAGAAAUAAUAUUACUUAGUGGAUAACGCCUUGAGCACAUAACACGACUAAGCAAUAACAAGGUUAUAGUCCCGAGACCUGGAAGUAAUUUUAUGAAGAAAACGUUUCUGUAUGGAGGGACUGUUGAGUGGAAUUCACUCCCAGGUAGUGUUAGGGAAAUCCAAAAUCGGAGCACUUUUAAGAAGACAUAAAAAAGGCUCCUGCAUAGAAAGCAUGGUCUGUUAUAGUUUAGUUCUCACGGUGAGCAGACAGCAGGUUGUCCAGUGUAUCGGUUGGCCUUUACAGCUUUUAAAACUGUAAAAGUAAUAUUUUUUAAGGUUUUAAUCGUAUUGCUAAAUGUAUUUUGUAUUUUGAAACAAUGAACCACAUGAAGACUAUCAACCACUGCUGUGGCAGCUAAUGGGGAUCCAAAUAAAACAAAUAAAUAAAUCUCAUAAUAUUCUGCUUCUUGUUUGUUUUCUGCAUGGCUAUUUUAAUCCUGAUUUCAAUUAUCUCGUUUGAUUGGGAAGCACACAUGCCACCAAGUGGUGGAGAUGAGAAAGACCGCUACGCAAGUGGGGACCUUACAUCAGGGGCUCUCGUGCGCCAUGCUGCUGGCCAUUCUGACUCUAACCACGGAAGAUGUUGGAGCUGCAGCUUUUCUUACCCUUUCCUGUUUGAACCUUUUUAUUUGUGAGAGCAGUUUAGAGAAGAGCAGUCCUUGUUUGUUGUUUUUAUCUAAACUACUUGAUCCAUUUUCUCAGAUGGGCAGACAGGUUUGUUCUUUUCUCUCUGCUUUCUCGGAGCAUGGGUGACGUCCAAGUCCUCGUCCAUCCCUUCUCUUAUCAACUGGGAGACUCAAGCUGAGCCUGAUCAUGUUGCACCCUCCGUCUUGGCACCAGUGAGGACGCGAGGAAACACUCCAGGUAACCACAGCGGGACCUCGCCAUCUCCGCGCGCGCAUCUGCAGAGGACAAUACUGCGGCAAUGGAAAGUCUCUCAAAUGAAAGUGACAUGUGGCAGCUCAACGACUCCUGGAGGAACUCGAGUCUUCUCAACGGGACCGCCGGGCUGAACCAGACCAACCCCCUGAAGCGGAACGAGGAGGUGGCGAAGGUGGAGGUGACGGUGCUCGCUCUGGUGCUGUUUCUGGCGCUGGCGGGGAACCUGUGCGUCCUGCUGGCCAUCCACACCACCAAACACAGUCAGUCUCGCAUGUAUUACUUCAUGAAGCACCUGAGCAUCGCUGACCUGGUCGUGGCCAUAUUUCAAGUUCUCCCCCAACUUAUCUGGGACAUUACCUUCCGCUUCUACGGGCCGGACAUCUUGUGCAGGUUGGUGAAAUAUCUGCAGGUCGUGGGGAUGUUUGCCUCCACUUACAUGUUAGUUUUAAUGUCUGUGGACAGAUGUCUGGCUAUUUGUCAGCCUCUGCGGUCUCUGCACAGAGGGAAGGAUUGCUUCUACGUGGUUUCCUCCUGGAUGCUGAGCCUGCUCUUCAGCAUCCCGCAGAUGUUCAUCUUCUCGCUGAGAGAGGUCGGUCCGUUUGGGUCCGGGGUGUACGACUGCUGGGGCGACUUUGUGAAACCUUGGGGAGCCAAAGCUUACAUCACGUGGAUCAGCCUCACCAUCUACAUCAUCCCCGUGGCCAUUCUGAGCAUCUGCUACGGCUUGAUUAGCUUCAAAAUAUGGCAAAACUUUAAACUGAAAACCAGACGUGAGCAGUGCAUCAACCUCACGCCCAAAACCUGCAAAAGCAACACGCUGGCGCGCGUGAGCAGCGUAAGGCUCAUCUCCAAGGCGAAGAUCACCACGGUGAAAAUGACUUUUGUCAUUGUCGUGGCAUACAUCGUCUGCUGGACCCCGUUCUUCUCUGUCCAGAUGUGGUCUGCAUGGGAUCCAGCUGCGCCCCGUGAAGCCAUGCCCUUCAUCAUCUCCAUGCUGCUGGCCAGUCUCAACAGCUGCUGCAACCCCUGGAUCUACAUGUGCUUCGCUGGACAUCUCUUCCACGACCUGAGGCAGAACUUCCUGUGCUGUUCCACCCGCUACCUCAAGUCCUCCCAGUGCCGCUGUGAGCGAGACUUUGACUCCAGCCACAAGAGCAACUCCUCCACCUUCGCCAUAAAGAGCACCAGCAGCCAGAGGAGCAUCACGCAGACAUCCACCACAUGAGCCCCCCCCACCCCCA